AUUGUUUUCAAUUUAUGUUGCCUAUCUACGGAAUUACUUAGGUUGCAUUGAAUAUAUGAAGAACAUAUAUUUCCUCCCGGAGCCAAGGGCCUUUCCUCGAUCGCGAAUACGAUGUAAGAUACGACGUAAAUACUGGCCCUACAAGGUCGAGGCUUUCCAGCCUUGUUCUCAGCGAGUCCACUUUCUGCUUGGCGAUCCCAGUGAGCGGAAUCUAGACUGGAUAUUGAUUACUUCGUCGUCUGGUCCUGCUUUCUUUGUGGAAACCCCCCUGUUCUCCCCUUGGUUCCACGGUAAUUGUCCUUGCUUUCUUCUCUUCCAUGACCCUUGUCGGGUGGAAAGCCGAAACGCCUCCAGGAUGUGCGAUGACAUCGUGACAGUCUUCCCCUGUAUGUUUAUCAAGCGCCUCAAUUAUCCGAUCGACAUUCGUAUCUCUCCUAGAAACCCAAGGUUCCGAAGCCACUCCCGUAUCAUCACUACUCAAUUCAGGCUGUACAAAAUCAUCAUGGCAGGUUCCCGGUCCUAGUGUUAGCUCAAUCACAGAGCUGGCGCAUGAUUUGCAACCCUUCCCGUCCCAACCACGGGAUCAUUUCCAAGGUAGGAGAAGUCCAG
Molecule: messenger RNA, 609 nt
Organism: Aspergillus welwitschiae
Lineage: Eukaryota; Fungi; Ascomycota; Eurotiomycetes; Eurotiales; Aspergillaceae
Exons: 1
Coding region: 56-523 (155 amino acids)
Source: RefSeq, a predicted model, not a curated record